Molecule: messenger RNA, 1170 nt
Organism: Tigriopus californicus
Lineage: Eukaryota; Metazoa; Arthropoda; Copepoda; Harpacticoida; Harpacticidae
Product: isoaspartyl peptidase/L-asparaginase-like
Exons: 4
Coding region: 102-1079 (325 amino acids)
Molecular function (GO): asparaginase activity
Source: RefSeq, a predicted model, not a curated record
AUGGAAGAAUGAUUACAUGAUCAGUUCGGGGGCGUUUUUCUGGAAGAGAGUUACUGCUCUCCAAUCAUUUACUCUCAUUAAAAUCUAAAUUUGCCGUAGCGAUGAAACCGGUGAUUGUGGUUCACGGAGGUGCUGGAGAAAUAUCUGACUCGAGGGUUCAACCCAAGCUGGAUGGGAUGCGAAAAGCCGUUCGAGAAGGUUACCGUAUUCUCCAACAAAACCAAAUCCUAGAUGCCGAUUUCCCCAGUGUGGCCGCAGAAGCUGUUACAGCCGCCGUUCGAGUCCUAGAAGAUUUGGAAGCCUUCAAUGCUGGCUAUGGAUCUGUCCUUACGGAAGACGGCGAGGUUGAAAUGGACGCUGGGAUCAUGGAGGGCAAAAAUCUGGCUUACGGAGCAGUGGGUGGCAUAGUAAAGGUGAAAAACGCCAUCGAUGUGGCGGCCAAGGUCAUGAACAAAAGUGAGCAUUGUUUCUUUGCGGGGGCAGGAGCCAAUCGGUUUGCCGAGUCUCAACAUGUACCGGAAGUCAGUGGCGAAUCGCUGAAAUCUCCCUUUGCUAUCCGCGCUCUAGAGCGUUUCCGAAACAGCGAGAACAUUACCAACGAGAUCGAUGACGCUGACGAGGCGCCAAUCGUAGGGAAGAAGGAAGGCAGUCGAGGCACUGUAGGGGCUGUAGCCCUGGAUGCUCAUGGCCAUUUAGCAGCUGCCACCAGUACUGGGGGUUUAACCGGUAAACUGGUGGGACGCAUAGGUGACACUCCCGUCAUUGGGGCUGGAGUCUACGCUGACAACGAUUCAGCUGCCAUUUCAACCACGGGAUUGGGCGAAUCUUUCCUUCGGGCUUUGGUAGCUCGGAGAAUUUCCGAACACGUGGAAAAGGGCGAAAAGAGCAACGUGGCUAUCAAAAGGGCUCUGGACUUCAUGGAACAACGUGUGGGCGGAGAUGGUGGGGCCGUGCUUGUCACUCAAUCGGGCGAUAUUGGCAUUGAGUGGAACUCUACACGAAUGGGCUGGGCUUAUGCAUGCAAUGGGCGUUUACAUAGCGGUUGCAAUAGGCACGAGGACUUUGAUGAAUCCAUUUAAAUCGCCAAGAAGUGAGAUGAAAAUGAACCAAUUGGAAGCAGUGGAAUGAACUUUAACAGCAGAGAAUUUUUUGAUUGUUGUUGUUGUUAUU